CUCAAAAUCCGUGUCGUCUGUCAUGCAAUGUAGCUCCACAAGACAAAAAUCCGACGGUUCCAAACCUCCAACAUAGCAUACACCAAACCACACCGUAUCACAUCCACCUCCGCAAGAAACAGCCAAAACGUUCAGUCACUGAACAGGCACCCAAAAAGCAGCAGGAUCGGCAGAGGUAGGGGUUACUGGUCAGCACUUCAGCAGCCAAAACAAACCCACACGGCAAACGUACAAGCAAAGCCAGAAACUAAGACAACCCCCCACCCCCCACUUUUCCUUUUUCUUUGAGUUCAAAAUAAAAAGUGGGAUUAGGGUUGUUCUGGGUUACUCUUUUUAUUUUCGGUUCAGGUAAAGAGUUGAGAGAGAGGGGGGGAAAUGGUGAACCCAAGAUGUUAUUUGGACAUAAGUAUAGGAGGAGAACUAGAAGGAAGAAUAGUAGUGGAGUUGUACAAGGAUGUUGUGCCUAAAACUGCUGAAAAUUUCAGGGCUUUGUGUACUGGUGAGAAAGGCAUUGGACCUAGCACUGCUGCUUCCCUGCAUUACAAGGGUGUGCGGUUUCAUCGCAUUAUCAGAGGUUUUAUGAUACAAGGUGGGGAUAUAUCAGCUGGUGAUGGAACUGGAGGAGAAUGCAUUUAUGGCUUGAAAUUUGAAGAUGAAAACUUUGAGUUAAAACAUGAAAGAAAAGGAAUGUUAUCAAUGGCUAAUACGGGGCCUAACACCAAUGGAUCUCAAUUCUUUAUUACAACUACUCGUACCUCUUAUCUUGAUGGAAGACAUGUGGUUUUUGGGAAGGUUAUAAAAGGAAUGGGUGUUGUUCGUUCUAUCGAGCAUGUUGCCACUGAGGAUGGUGAUUACCCCACUCAAGAGGUUAUAAUUGCAGAUUGUGGAGAAAUUCCUGAAGGGGAAGAUGAUGGAAUAUCUAACUUUUUUAAUGAUGGUGAUAUAUAUCCUGAUUGGCCAGCCGACCUUGACAAAAAACCAGAUGAAAUUUCUUGGUGGAUGAAGGCAGUAGAGUCUAUUAAAGCUUUUGGAAAUGAACAAUACAAGAAGCAAGACUAUAAGAUUGCUCUUAGAAAAUAUUGGAAGGCUUUGCGCUACUUGGAUGUCUGCUGGGAGCAGGAGGGCAUUGAUGAAGAGAGGAUCUCCUCUUUGCGGAAGACCAAGUCUCAGAUAUUUACAAAUAGUUCUGCCUGCAAGUUGAAACUAGGUGAUUUAAAAGGAGCACUGUUGGACACAGACUUUGCAAUUCGUGAUGUAGAAGAUAAUGUGAAAGCCUUUUUUCGCCAAGGCCAGGCAUAUAUGGCACUGAAUGACAUAGAUGCUGCAGUUGAGAGCUUUAAAAAGGCACUGAACUUAGAGCCAAAUGAUGGUGGAAUAAAGAAAGAGCUUGCAGCUGCAAGGAAGAAGAUUGCUGAUAGACAAGACCAGGAGAAAAAGGCAUACUCUAGAAUGUUUCAGUAGAUCGUAGCCAAAAUUAUGGUACAGGAACAAGUUUUUUAUUUGCUUUCUUAUUUUCUAUGUUUCACUUUGUCUAGUAAACCGUGAUUUGAUAUGUAGACAGCCUUUUGUCUAGAAGGAUCAAUUUUGGGUUUUCUUGUUUUUUUGCUUACAUUGUCAUGUAUUCAAUGCGUUGGAGUUAUUCUCAUUACAGUCUGUGGUUGGCUUUAGGAAAAAUCAGGUAUGAAUUUUUUUUUUUCUAUGGACUCGUACAUACAUGUCCAUUCUUAUGAUCUUAUGGAGUUUAUUCUGUUGUGCAGGCUUUGGUGUAGGAAAAAACCUGCUAUAUCUCUUUUCAGGAAAUUCUCAAACUUGAAUGAAUGUUAAUGCAGAAUUGUCUUUUCUUCCUUUUGAUUUCUGGUCAAGCAGAUGUGACAAUUUAUUCCCAGCAGAAACUGUAUUUUUGCUUACACGUCUGUUUGAGCUUAUCUGAACAAUCUUUUUAUGCGCAGAAGACAACUUUUUUUAUUUGAUGUAAAAUGGAUACUUUCUUUUUCA
This is a messenger RNA of Theobroma cacao (cacao), 1995 nucleotides long. Its product is annotated as peptidyl-prolyl cis-trans isomerase CYP40-like. The record is from RefSeq and is a predicted model, not a curated record. Gene Ontology annotation, cellular component: cytoplasm. Gene Ontology annotation, molecular function: protein binding; peptidyl-prolyl cis-trans isomerase activity; cyclosporin A binding. Lineage: Eukaryota; Viridiplantae; Streptophyta; Magnoliopsida; Malvales; Malvaceae. Gene Ontology annotation, biological process: protein folding; protein peptidyl-prolyl isomerization.